UGAUCAUUAGAGACUAGAUAUCUUGCUGUGGUUCUGCAAUAAUAAUCAUUUCAGUUAGGCAUUGUAUAGAGAACAUUUAUGAGUUUGUGGAGAGUAUAAUAAACCAACAAUGAACCAAAAACUGUUUGGGAUUAUUGGACAAAUCCUGUUUUUAUCGUGCUUAGGCAAGUGUGAAGUCCAAUCAGGAGCGACACUGCGAUGCUGGAAGGAUAGUAUCUACAUUGAGUUUUCUGAGAGGUUUCUAUCGGAUCAGAGAAUAGAAGUCACCGAUGCGAAGCAACUUCAUUUCAGCGGAGUUUCUGAAUGUUUCUCCAACGCAGAAUCAGGAGGGGGAUAUUCAAUGACGUUGUUUCCGCCCUUCAAAAAUUGUGGAACGAAAGUAAAGGUAUCAUCUGACAAAUACGCCUACACAAACGAGGUUGUAUUUGAGACAGAGACUUCUACCACUCGGAUCUUCAAAUUCCAAUGCGAUUACGACAGAAAAUAUAUUGUCAGUUCCGACCUAUCUUUGACACCCGUGCUUGAAACUUUGAAUUUUGUCACGGCAAGAGGUGAAUUUGGCGUGGGGAUGGGAUUAUAUCAGAGAAGCGAUUUCAAUUCAAAAAGCAUGUUCAGUGCAAGACCUACAAUUCUAGUCGGAACUCCAGUCUACGUGUCUGUGGAUGUGACUGAUACAUUUGGAAUGAAAGAGAUUGUAUCGACAAUAGAAACCUGUUAUGCAACAGACGAUAAAAAUCAUGCAAUACAGAAGUUGUAUCACCAUCUAAUCGUAAAUAGGUGUUCGAGUCCAAACGAUGACACUGUACAAAUAAUUUCAAAUGGUAAUAGCAUGAAAGCUCGAUUCCGUUUUGCGAUGUUUCAGUGGAAAAGCAAUGUUGAAUAUUUCUACCUCCACUGUGAAAUUAAAGUUUGCAACCAAACGGAAGAAAGAUGCUCUGGAGUCGGGCCUGUAUGCAACGGAGUUUCGGAUGCAGUAGAUGCCACGUCUAGACGACGACGAGAUCUUGGCACUAAUGAAGAUAAGAUAAGCGGGAAUAAGGGCAUAAUUACAUACGGACCUGUUGCUAUCAAGGACAAGGGUGUUGAAGAAGACUUCGGGACUGGAACUUACGAAAUGGUUUAUGAGGAAAUUGAAAAAGAUCAGAAGUUUCUACAAAUCUACAUCUUCACAUCAAUAGCAGCAGUCAUACUUGUCGUUGUAAUCAUUGUGCUUAUUAUCGUCCUCGUGCGAAAAAGAAGAGCGAUAAACAAGCAAAGGCUUGAAAGUGAAAAUAGAAGCAAUGGCUCAAUUUGAAGAAUAUCGGUUAAUUAUAUGAUUUAUAUGCAUCUAAUAAACAUUUAUGUACUGGAGAA
This is a messenger RNA of Styela clava, 1353 nucleotides long. RefSeq names its product uromodulin-like. The record is from RefSeq and is a predicted model, not a curated record. Lineage: Eukaryota; Metazoa; Chordata; Ascidiacea; Stolidobranchia; Styelidae.